Panicum hallii is the source of this 3419-nucleotide messenger RNA. Its product is annotated as putative receptor protein kinase CRINKLY4. Gene Ontology annotation, biological process: protein phosphorylation. Gene Ontology annotation, molecular function: protein kinase activity; ATP binding; protein binding. Lineage: Eukaryota; Viridiplantae; Streptophyta; Magnoliopsida; Poales; Poaceae. The record is from RefSeq and is a predicted model, not a curated record. The transcript has 2 exons. Bases 426 to 3170 code for a protein of 914 amino acids.
UCGCCUCUGGGGAAUACGGGCGUGGAGGAUGAGGAAGAAAGAUGCUGCACUGAAGCUCGUGCUUCCACUGUCUGCUCGUGCAUGAUUGGAGAUGGAGGCUUGAAGCAUGGAUUUUAUUGGGGCUUGAAGCAAUUUUGGUCCAACAAAGCGUCAAUAAUUUGGGGUACGAUGAGUGGUUCCUCUCUUGCUUCACUGCUUGCGCUCUUGAUUCGCCGGCGAAAUGCAGAAAUGUUGAACAGGUUGCAGCUUUCUUAGAUUCAGGUUGCAAUGCCUCUUCUUUAAUCAUAGCAUAUAGGUGUUUUUUUCCUGCUGAGUAAGGUAGCAAAGACAAAGGAGGAAAUCAACAAAGCAGUGUCCUGUUCAAAUGCUGUGCUGUGACGAUGACUGAUUAGCCACUCUACCAUCCUUGAUUCUUGCUUCUUGGUAUGCGGAAUCUUCUCAGCAUGACCUCCCAAUACCCCAAGUUCCAGGAAAUGGACCAUAUGCUGGUUCUAGCAGUUUGCUUCCUGGCCUUGCUGUCAGGCUGGGCCUGUGGCCUUGGCUCCAUGUCAUCCAUCUCAGUGGCUUAUGGUGAGGAUGGUCCGGUGUUCUGUGGCUUGAGCUCCGAUCGAUCCCGCAUCGUCACCUGCUUUGGUGUGGAUGCCUCUGUUCUGUAUGGUGCUCCGCGCAAUAUACCUUUCCUCGGCCUUACAGCAGGGGACGGGUUUGUGUGUGGCCUCUUGCUUGACUCCAGGCAGCCAUACUGCUGGGGGAGCAACUCCUAUGUCAAGAGCGGGGUGCCACAGCCAAUGAUCGAGGGUGCAAAGUAUUCUGAGCUGAGUUCAGGGGACAACCAUCUUUGCGCGCUGCGAGCAGCUGCAGAUGAAAUCCAUGGUCCUAAUGCUGCUACUUCAUUGAUCGAUUGCUGGGGAUACAAUAUGACUGCCACACAUGUUAUUGAUGAAGCUGUGUCAACCAUCUCAGCCGGUUCAGUGUUCAACUGCGGCUUGUUUGCACGGAACAGGACAGUGUUCUGCUGGGGUGAUGAAACAGUGAGCGGUGUGGUUGGACUGGCACCAAGGGAUGUGCGCUUCCAGUCCAUAGGAGCAGGUGGUUACCACGUCUGUGGGGUUUUGGAGAAUGCACAAGUGUUGUGCUGGGGCAGGAGCUUGGAAAUGCAGCAAGUGGCACCGGCGAGUGCUAUCGGUGAUGGAGAUGUGAACAUAGUGCCAAUGGAUGCGAUGGUCUCUGUGGUUGGUGGACGGUUUCAUGCCUGUGGCAUCAGGAGCCUUGAUCACCAAGUAGCUUGCUGGGGUUUCGCACUUCGUAACAGUACAUCACCUCCAAAAGGGCUGAAGAUGUAUGCACUUGUGGCUGGGGACUACUUUACUUGUGGAGUGCCUGCUGAGACAUCGCUGAUGCCAAGGUGCUGGGGCAACAGUGGGGCAAUGGCACUACCAAUGGCGGUACCACCUGGAAUUUGUGUACCUAAUGCAUGUAGCCAUGGGUACUACAAUUAUGAGAACCAUGAUGAAGUUGGCAACAGCAAGGUUUGCAAGCCUGCAAAUUCUAGACUCUGUUUGCCCUGUAGUGCAGGUUGCCCAGAGGAAUGGUACGAGUCAUCACCUUGCAAUGCCACAGCUGACCGCGUUUGCCAGUAUGAUUGCUCAAAGUGUGUCACAGGUGAGUGCAUAUCAUUUUGCUUAUCCCAGAAACAGACCAAGAGUCGGAAGUUGAUACCCUUUCAGCUGCGUAUCUUUGUAGCCGAGAUUGUGUUUGCCAUCAUCUUGUUACUCAGUGUGUCAGUAAUUGCAUGCCUGUAUGUACGACACAAGCUUCGGCAUUGCCAAUGUUCAAAUAACAAGUUGAAACUGGUGAAGAGCACAGCAUAUUCCUUCCGGAAGGAUAACAUGAGGAUUCAGCCUGAUGUGGAGGAUUUGAAGAUCAGGAGGGCUCAGGAAUUCUCCUAUGAUGAGUUAGAGCAAGCAACCGGCGGCUUCCCAGAGGAUUCACAAGUUGGCAAAGGCAGCUUUUCAUGUGUGUUCAAGGGCAUAUUGAGAGAUGGGACAGUGGUUGCUGUGAAGCGUGCGAUAAAGGCAUCAGAUAUGAAGAAGAGCUCAAAGGAGUUCCACAAUGAACUUGACCUCCUCUCCAGGCUCAACCAUGCACAUUUGCUCAACCUUCUUGGUUACUGUGAGGAUGGCAGUGAGAGGCUAUUGGUUUAUGAGUUCAUGGCCCAUGGAUCCCUGUACCAGCAUCUGCAUGGCAAGGAUCCAAAUUUGAAAAAGCGACUGAAUUGGGCAAGGCGGGUCACAAUUGCUGUCCAGGCUGCCAGGGGAAUUGAGUACCUCCAUGGCUAUGCUUGCCCUCCUGUAAUUCACCGAGACAUCAAGUCAUCAAACAUAUUGAUUGAUGAGGAUCACAAUGCACGUGUCGCUGACUUUGGCCUAUCUAUAUUAGGUCCUGCUGAUAGCGGCACCCCACUGUCCGAGCUGCCAGCAGGGACACUUGGCUACCUUGAUCCAGAGUACUACCGUCUCCAUUACUUGACUACAAAGUCCGAUGUCUACAGCUUCGGAGUUGUUCUCCUUGAGAUCCUAAGUGGCAGGAAAGCAAUCGACAUGCAGUUUGAGGAAGGGAACAUUGUUGAAUGGGCAGUGCCACUGAUCAAAGCAGGGGACAUUUUUGCAAUCCUUGAUCCAGUCUUAUCUUCUCCAUCUGACCUUGAAGCUCUCAAGAAGAUUGCUUCUGUGGCUUGCAAGUGUGUCAGAAUGCGAGGGAAAGAUCGGCCUUUGAUGGACAAGGUGACAACAGCUCUAGAGCAUGCCCUUGCACUGCUGAUGGGCAGUCCGUGUGUCGAGCAGCCCAUCCUGCCAACUGAGGUUGUUCUCGGAAGCAGCCGUAUGCACAAGGUAUCACAGAUGUCCUCGAAUCACUCUUGCUCAGAGAAUGAGCUUGCCGAGGGGGAGGACCAGAGGAUCGAGUACAGAGCCCCAUCUUGGAUAACAUUUCCCAGCGUGGCCUCAUCACAGAGGAGGAAAUCAUCUGCAUCAGAGGCUGAUAUCGCUGGUCGAACAACCACAGAUGGUAGGAACAUCGGGAGCAGCAUAGGUGAUGGUUUGCGGUCGCUGGAGGAAGAGAUUGGCCCGGCCUCGCCACAGGAGAACCUGUACUUGCAGCACAAUUUCUGAAGAAAUGUCGUGACUUCCUGCUAUUUUCCGGCCACCAUUUGAAGUUAACACUUGGUUACCUGUUGCUAUAUGGAAAGGGUUACUGUUUAUACAUCCUAUAGUGGUGGGGCAUUUAAAAACUGAUGUAGCUAGUUUGUAGAGUACACGAACAAAAUUUAGCAUCCAAGGGCAUUCCUUUGUAGAUUUAUCCAGUCUCUUCAUCCCUUUUUUUCUCUUGGGUGUUAGUUAUCUGUUCAUGGCUUCAGUUGA